AUGGAGUCGGAGAAGAAACCGUCAGCAGUAUCGGAUGUGGGCGCAUGGGCAAUGAAUGUUAUCAGUUCUGUUGGAAUCAUUAUGGCCAACAAGCAACUCAUGUCAUCCAGCGGCUAUGCUUUCAGCUUUGCCACGACAUUGACUGGUUUUCACUUUGCUGUUACCGCACUUGUCGGCAUGGUCUCCAAAGCCACAGGCCUUUCAGCAUCAAAGCAUGUCCCUCUUUGGGAACUUCUCUGGUUCUCAGUUGUCGCCAAUAUGUCAAUCACAGGGAUGAAUUUAAGUCUCAUGCUGAACUCGGUUGGAUUUUACCAAAUCUCAAAAUUGAGCAUGAUUCCAGUGGUCUGCAUAAUGGAAUGGAUCCUUCACAUUUUGUCAACAUCACUGCAGCAAAUUUCAAUAGGUUCCUUGCAGAAAAAGUACUCUAUUGGAUCAUUUGAACUGUUAAGUAAAACCGCCCCUAUUCAAGCUGGUUCUCUUCUUGUGUUUGGUCCUAUAGUGGACUACUAUCUUGCUGGAAAGUUAAUUUUGGACUACAAGUUUACUACUGGAGUAAUCUUCUUUAUACUCCUUUCAUGUUCUCUAGCUGUAUUCUGCAAUGUGAGCCAAUAUCUUUGCAUUGGACGAUUUUCAGCCGUUUCCUUUCAAGUUUUAGGCCACAUGAAAACAGUUGCCGUCCUCACAUUGGGCUGGCUACUAUUUGACUCCGAGCUGACUUUUAAGAACAUCAUGGGGAUGCUUAUUGCAAUUGCUGGCAUGAUUAUUUAUAGUUGGGCAGUUGAGGUUGAAAAGCAGGCUAACUCCAAGGUAGCACCCCUUUCGAAAACCAGCUUGACGGAAGAGGAAAUCAGAUUAUUGAAGGAGGAAAUUGGCAAAACUACUGUUAAGGAUGUUGAACUUUCUCAGUCUGGGUAA
Messenger RNA from Fraxinus pennsylvanica, 915 nucleotides. NCBI's taxonomy places the organism in Eukaryota, Viridiplantae, Streptophyta, Magnoliopsida, Lamiales, Oleaceae. The record is from the annotation of a GenBank genome assembly.